Myiozetetes cayanensis is the source of this 2837-nucleotide messenger RNA. RefSeq lists its product as uncharacterized. The record is from RefSeq and is a predicted model, not a curated record. Bases 1 to 2013 code for a protein of 670 amino acids. The transcript is spliced from 11 exons. NCBI's taxonomy places the organism in Eukaryota, Metazoa, Chordata, Aves, Passeriformes, Tyrannidae. Gene Ontology annotation, molecular function: O-methyltransferase activity; oxidoreductase activity, acting on the CH-OH group of donors, NAD or NADP as acceptor.
AUGUCUGUGGCAUGCAACGAGAAAAGUUAUGAAACUGCCGGUUACCUCCUAGAGAGCCAGCAGCUUUCCCAAGGUCAGGAUGUGAACUUAUGUAAACCCAAGGCAUUAAAAGUCGGCUCUUUUGUUGUUCUUUUUCAUGUCAGAUGCUGUUGGAUCUCACCUGCUGCCUGUGGUCUGGGUGGGACAGGCGGGCGCAGCUGGAGCGGGUGCAGCCCCCGCCCGGGGCGAUCCUCCCUGCGCAGCCUCUCCCCAGGGCUGGGGCUCUGCCCGGCUGAUCGCGGGGAAGCGCAUCCCCUCCACGGACCCCUGAGCACCGACCUGCCGCUCUGCGGAGGCAGCAAACCCACCGCAGCACCCUCUGAAGCCGUGGGGACAAGAAGGAACAUGCAUAAUCCUGCAGAAACCCCUGCUGGACACAUUGCUGAGAACCUUCUCAAAGCCAAAGAAAUAGCCCUCAAUGACUCUCGUGUACCUGAGCAGCUCAGGAAUUACUUACAAAAAGCUCUUGAUGUUGCUCUUGGACUAGACCCUUACCUGGAUGCGAUGGCAACUUCUAAGAGAAAAACUUCACCUGACCACGUUCCAGGGGAUGCUGAAGGAGCUGGAAGCAGAGUUAGGCUGCAGGAAGGACGUGCUUCUGGCUCACUGAAUGGCCAAAUUUUUAGGAUGUUGGUUCAUAUGAUCAGAGCCAGGAAGAUUUUAUUAAUUGGCAAGCUUAAAGGUUACAGUAUCCUUGCUAUUGCAGAGGAAUUGCCAGACGAUGGCAAAAUUUUUGCAUGUGCAGAAGCGCCGUAUCUGGGAGUGAACAGCCAGGAAGCAUUUGAUUAUUCUUCAGAUGGCAAAAAGAUAAGCAUGCGAGUGGGACCAGUGGCAGACACCUUGGAGGCAUUACAUGCUGAGGACGAGCACUUUGAUAUAGUCUUUAUUGAUGCUGAUCAAAGGAAUGCUGUUCACUACUACAGCUUUGUCAUGGAUAACCACUUGCUGAGAAUGGAUGCAGUGAUCUGUGUAGAGAAUACACUCAUGAAAGGACAAGUCUACCUGGAGAAUGUAUCAGAUGAAAAUGUACUAGCUGUCAGAAAAUUAAAUUCAGUGAUUAAUUCAGAUCCUCGUGUUGAGCAGGUAAUUUUACCUGUGCAGAGUGGACUGAGCGUCAUUCGAAGGAUCCCUGUACCUCCAGAUGCAGUGAUUGAAUCCAAGGAAGAAGUGGUGAGGGAUGAUGUUUUCUGGGGCUAUAACAGGCGGUGCAUCCUGGACCGGCUGCGUUUGGACGGCAAGGUGGCCUAUGUGACCGGCGGCGGGCAGGGCAUCGGCAGAGCCUUCGCCCACGCGCUGGGGGAGGCCGGGGCCAAAGUGGCCGUCGUGGAUCUGGUCCUUGCCAAGGCAGAGGCGGUGGUGAGUGAGCUCAGCCUCAAAGGGAUUAAAAGCCUUGCCCUGGCAGUGGAUGUGAGCAAGCCCGAGGAUGUGCAGAGGAUGGUGGAUGCAAUCGUGGCUCGCUGGGGCACGAUUCACAUCGCGUGCAACAACGCAGGAAUCAAUCUGAACUCUGCAAGUGAAGAGACUUCCCUGGAGGAAUGGGACAAAACUUUCAGUGUUAAUUUGCGAGGAUUAUUUUUGUGCUGUCAAGCUGCAGGCCGCAUUAUGCUGAAUCAAGGAUAUGGGAAGAUAAUUAACACAGCAUCUAUGGCAAGUUUAAUAGUCCCGCACCCACAGAAGCAGUUGGCUUACAACGUCUCCAAAGCCGGGGUGGUAAAACUAACACAGACGUUGGGAACCGAGUGGGUUGACAGAGGAGUAAAAGUCAACUGCAUUUCCCCGGGCAUCGUGGACACUCCGCUCAUCCGCUCCAAGGAGCUGCGGCCGCUGGUGCAGCGCUGGAUGGGCGACAUUCCCGCCGGGAGGCUGGCUCAGACCACCGACCUGCAGGCUGCUGUCGUCUACCUGGCCUCUGAAGCCUCUGACUACAUGACAGGCCACAAUCUGGUCAUCGAGGGCGGACAGAGCCUGUGGUGAGGGGCAUCCUCCAGCCUCCCCUCUCAGAGACACACAGGUCACUUUGGAGAGUGCGUAUUAGAGUUUAGCUUAGUCCCGGCUUUGGCUUGUGUGACUAAGUAGCCAGCUAAUAUGAAAUUAUUGUUUUCUUCUUUUGGGUGUUAAUUUGGAGACUUGUAUAAUGCAGAGGAAAAAAAAAAGGCAAUCUUUCAGUUCCAACAUUUUCAUGUUUUUCACUAUGCAGUCACAUUUCUGUUAAAUUAGUAUUUAAUGAUAUAAAGGCACAUUUACUGGAGUGAGAUUUGGCUAUUAUUUAGUUUAACAGGGGGCAUUUUUAAAGCAAUCAAUAUUAGCUGUUCUGUGCAGUUUAUUGUUCUUAGGCAAUUUUUUUAGUAUUCAAGUUGUUCCAGUGACAUCUGUGCGUGGUGAAAAACAGUUGGAUGUAGUGUUAAAAAAAAUAAAUUAGUUCAUUACAUUUGAACCUGAACAUUGCCAUUUUAUAUUUACUGGUGUUCUUUAAUUUUUGACAGUGUUUUUAUACAAACACCCACAUAAAUGCCCCUGAAAAAGCUGUACUGCACUUAAUAGAGAAUCACGGUCAGUAAUUAUAAUGGCUGUAAUCCAAAGCCCAUUGAGGUAAGUGGGGACUGCUCAUAUACUUCAAGUUAAAUGCAUGUUUAAGUGUUAAUACAACUGGGUCUUUGUUUUCCUUGAUAGGCAGAUGUAAGCAAAGGUUGUCUUCUAUAUAAUUUUUUCUCCUCCUGUAAAAUUCUGAAGACAACUCUUGGGUGUAAAUCAAGGCCAGCUCAAGUGAUAUUGAUACAGUUGUGUUGGCCAAAGACCUC